UGUUGCAUUUUUAAAUAUUUUAAGAAAGAAUUUCUUUAUUAUGAAAGAUAUUAUAUCGUCAUGAAAAAGAAAUAAUGAACGAACAUUCUUGUGGAUUUUUAUACUAUAUGAACGUGAGAAUGAAAAUGGUAGGAGAUAAUUCUACCUACGUGUAAAAUUUAGGAGAUAACUGCACCAUAUAAGAAACAAAAAAACAGAGAUUACUUUACAGUUCCAAUUCAUAUCUCGUGUAAUUAGAUACUAAUCGAAAACAUGUAUUGAUUAAUUUGUUGGUCAAAUGGCCAACAAUAAUAUUUCUUGUUCAAUUCAAUUCAAAACGAUAAGUACGUCCAGAUGUUCUCAUAUAUCAUGUAGUUUUGUCUUCCAUUUUUCAUAGUUUUCAUUUUGUGGUUUGUUGAAAUGUGUGAUGAUUUUGGAUUUUUUUUAUGUUAUAUGCCUUAGAUGUAAUCAUGACAUAAUAUGAGUUAGUUUUUGAAUACAUUGUGAAACUUACAUAUAUAUUGCAAUAUAUUUCUUAUUAGAAGUCAGUAAAUAAUAAUUAAAAAGAAAACUUUUAAGAAUCAAAAAAAGAUUUACGAUAAUGUAGUUUAAUCAGAAAUGUUUCUUUUUGGGUUUUGUAUUUUCUGUGGGGUUUUCGAAAAUGUUUAUAAGAAAUGUCAGUAAGAGAGAAAAUUAAAAAAGCAAAAGAAAUUCAUAUUUUUGUACAUGUAAUUUUUACAAAGACGUAGAAUAUAUUUCUUCAUAAUUUUUUUUAUCGCCGUAUCGAUAAGCAAAGUCGAUAUCGGAAAGAUUUUACUUACAAUAAUUUUUUCUACAUUAUUCAUUAAUGAAAUCGAUAAGUCAUUCAUUACAAUAGAUAGACGUUAUCACUGAAGAAACAUAUACUGAAAUGUUUGAUCGGACUGUAAAAUGUGCCCUAUGGUUAAUUUUUUAUUAUGAUUAGUUUUGCACCAUUCUUCGUUAUCUUCUGCGUGGGAGCAAUCUUUACUUCUUGGAACUCCACAAUGGAUAUACGUGAGGCAUGUUCCUUUCUAAAAUUAUCCAGUGCAAAAAUUGUCUUUGCGGAUGAAAAUUCGGUAAAUACGAUACUAAAAGUGGUAAAACUAGAUAAUAACAAUAUCAAGAUCGUCGUGUUUGGUAGGGCUCCAAAUGCUUUGCCUUUUCAAAUAUACUUGAAGGUCAUAUUAAGUCCGAUGUGGACAAUUUUCAAUGCACGAGCGUCGAUAGCAUUCACGAUACAGAUGGACUUCUCUAUUCGUCUGCAGACUGCUUUAUCCUACAUUCGAAGAAGAGAUGACAUAUAAAAUCAUAGAAAAAUAUAAAGUAAACCCAAAAGAUAUAAUGUAAUGUAAAAUUAUUAACCGGAAUAUUUAAUAUUCAGUUUGAAAAUGGAGGAUAAUUUAUACAUUGCUAAUGAUAUUCAUGAUAUAUGGAAAGUAAUACGAUAUGUUGCUUGUGUUCCGGGAUACUGCUAUUAAUAUUUAUAUAUGUAUCUUAAAUGAUAGUAUAAAUCAUCGAUUUACAGGUUACAUGAAUUUUCUUGUCUCCUAGCAUGGUAAAUAGAUUAUUAAGGUACUUUAAAAAGUAUAACGUAUCUAAUAUUACAAAAGUAUGUGUUGAUGAUUCUAUAUUUAGUUCAAGAAGUCAAAUUAAUCUUCAAAAAUUCUGUCCAAAUUCUUAUAUCAUAAAAAUGUAUGGUAAGGCAAAAAAAAUAUAUGUGAUAUUUUGGUACAUUUGUUCGAAUUUAAAAAGGAAAUUUGUCAACAUAAUGAUUUAAAGAUUGUUAACAAUG
This is a messenger RNA of Vespula vulgaris, 1792 nucleotides long. RefSeq lists its product as uncharacterized. The record is from RefSeq and is a predicted model, not a curated record. Bases 936 to 1304 code for a protein of 122 amino acids. The transcript has 3 exons. NCBI's taxonomy places the organism in Eukaryota, Metazoa, Arthropoda, Insecta, Hymenoptera, Vespidae.